UGUCUCGUCUCACUCGUCUCAAUCAAACCACGAACCAAACUAAAACUGCAACUUUCUCAAAUUAAAUUUAUUUAGCAACGUGCUCCUCGUUCGUUGCCGACAAAUAAUUAAUUAAGUAAUUAACGCCGAGUGAAAAAAAUUAAAAUGGGGGACAAGGAAGACUCCGAAAAGACCAUUGCCGAAGAUUUGGUCGUGACCAAGUAUAAAAUGGCUGCGGAAAUUACACAGAAGGCGCUCAAGACGGUAGUGGAAAAGGCGGUGAUUGGCGCUUCGGUCCGCGACCUUUGCAUUAUCGGGGAUAAGAUCAUCGUGGAAGAGACGGGAAAGCAGUUUAAGAAGGAGAAGGAUAUGAAAAAGGGAAUCGCCUUCCCGACCUGUAUUUCAGUAAAUAACUGCAUUUGCCACUUUUCUCCGCUUUCCACCGAGCCUGACUACAUCCUUAAGGAGGAAGAUGUUUGCAAAAUUGAUAUGGGCGCCCACAUAGCGGGUUUCAUCGCCGUAGUGGCGCAUACGAUUGUCGUCGCGCCACAAGGGAAAGUGACCGGGAGGAAGGCGGAUGUCAUGCUAGCUGCUCAUUACUGCUCCGAAGCCGCGCUCAGAUUAGUGCGACCGGCGAAUGAGUCUGACAAAGUGACGGCAGCCGUUCAAACGAUUUCCGAGUCCUUUAAAUGCAAACCAAUCGAAGGGAUGUUGUCCCAUCAGCUUCACCAGAAUCGGAUCGACGGGGAGAAGACCAUCAUUCAAAAUCCGAACGACGCGCAAAAAAAGGAGUAUGAAAAGUGCACCUUUGAAGUGAACGAGGUUUACGCGGUCGAUGUGCUCAUCUCCACAGGCGAGGGUCAGGGUAAGGAAAUGACUACUCGAGUAGCCGUGUAUAAACGGACUGAAGAACAGUACAUGUUAAAAUUGAAGGCGGCACGGGCUUUCUUUAGCGAGGUUCAAUCCAAACACGGCACGAUGGCCUUCAACCUGCGUGACUUUGAGGACGAGAAGAAAGCCAAGUUGGGAGUGUUGGAGUGCGUCAAGACAAAGCUGAUCGACCCUUAUCAGGUCCUUUACGAGAAGCCGAACGAGAUCGUGGCCCAGUUCAAGUUCACCGUCCUCCUCAUGCCCUCUGGCCUCCAUAAAAUUACCGGCCUUCCUGUCGAUCCUGACCUCUUCCAGUCCGAGUACAAGAUUGAGGACGAGGAGAUCAAGAAAUUACUCGCCACCGGUGUCAACCCUGCCAAGAAAAAUAAAAAGAAGGCCGCCAAAGCUGCUGCAGGUGGUGACGCUGCGGCUGCUGUUAAAGUGGACCCAGCGCCGAACGGGGAGUCGAAAGCUUAACAAAUUAAGGACGACAAUUACUAAGGACAACCAUCACCCAACCCACAUCACGCCACUCAUCAUCAUCGUCACCUCUCUUUCCCCAAACUUACUCAUCUUCCAUCUGCUUCUCUCUCCACAAUUUUUGUGAUCGUUCUUCCCUCAAAAAAAUCCCUCUCCUCAAAACUAAACCGAAGAACUCCCAAGAUUCGGAUAAAAUAACAAAACCAACGCCAAAUUUUUGGGCCCAAAAACAAGAAAAACAAAUUCUUCGUGUCGAUUAUGUCGAUUCGAGAUUACGAGCCUAAAAAAAAUUCAUGCAAUAAGCUGCAGAUUCUUGAUUUUCGAUUGGAUAUGUUUACGUCUUUUUAGUGUUUUUUUCGUAAUUUGACUCGUAUUAUUAGUACUUAUCGAAAUGAUGGACAGACAAAAAAAUUUGAACUUUAGAAUAAUUUUAGGUUCCAUAACAUGAUUUGGACACAAAUUAAAAAUAGUUCCCUUUAAUAAUUUAGAUAAACUUUUUUGUUUCUACUUUUCUAUAAAAAUUCAUAAAAAUUAAUGAUUGAUUCGGUUUCAAAUAAUUCUCAGUUUUUCGUUUUGGUAAGUUUGUGUAGCGAGUGCAAAGGUUGACUCUUUGCUGCUGAUUGAUGAUGUAUGUUUUUUGACUAUUAUACAUGAAAAAUGAUACAAUUUGAAAUAAAAAAAGAGAUUUUACAUCAAAAAA
Messenger RNA from Folsomia candida, 2029 nucleotides. RefSeq names its product proliferation-associated protein 2G4. NCBI's taxonomy places the organism in Eukaryota, Metazoa, Arthropoda, Collembola, Entomobryomorpha, Isotomidae. The transcript is spliced from 8 exons. Bases 145 to 1326 code for a protein of 393 amino acids. The record is from RefSeq and is a predicted model, not a curated record.